Neomonachus schauinslandi (Hawaiian monk seal) is the source of this 603-nucleotide messenger RNA. RefSeq names its product heat shock protein family B (small) member 7 (gene HSPB7). The transcript has 3 exons. Gene Ontology annotation, cellular component: cytoplasm; nucleus. The record is from RefSeq and is a predicted model, not a curated record. Gene Ontology annotation, biological process: heart development. The coding region runs from base 64 to 603 and encodes 179 amino acids. NCBI's taxonomy places the organism in Eukaryota, Metazoa, Chordata, Mammalia, Carnivora, Phocidae.
UGCUGCCCACACGCUCUCCUGUCCCCCUGCCCGCCUGGCCAGGGCCCGGCCGCUGGCCCGUGGAUGAGCCACAGGACCUCCUCCACCUUCAGAGCGGAGAGAAGCUUCCAUUCCUCCUCGUCCUCAUCCUCGUCCUCAUCCUCGUCCUCCUCAGCCUCCCGUGCCCUCCCAGCCCAGGACCCGCCCAUGGAGAAAGCCCUGAGCAUGUUUUCCGAGGAUUUUGGCAGCUUCAUGCGGCCCCACUCGGAGCCCCUGGCCUUCCCAGCUCACAACAGCCUUCCCCUCAUAGCCCGUCCCGGGGGGCCGGGCAACAUCAAGACCCUCGGGGAUGCCUACGAGUUUGCAGUGGAUGUGAGUGACUUCUCACCUGAAGACAUCAUUGUGACCACCUCCAACAACCACAUCGAGGUGCGGGCUGAGAAGCUGGCAGCUGACGGCACGGUCAUGAACACCUUCGCUCACAAGUGCCAGCUGCCCGAGGACGUGGAUCCCACCUCGGUGACCUCCGCCCUGAGGGAGGACGGCAGCCUCACCGUCCGGGCCCGGCGCCACCUGCACACGGAGCACGGCCAGCAGACCUUCCGGACAGAGAUCAAAAUCUGA